Messenger RNA from Camellia sinensis, 1772 nucleotides. Its product is annotated as WD-40 repeat-containing protein MSI4. Gene Ontology annotation, molecular function: protein binding. The record is from RefSeq and is a predicted model, not a curated record. NCBI's taxonomy places the organism in Eukaryota, Viridiplantae, Streptophyta, Magnoliopsida, Ericales, Theaceae.
AAAGGCAGCCGAAUGAGGAAUGAAUUGGAGAAAGAGAGUGUGUAAUAGGCGGGAAAGCAAAACCAGAAGAGAGCGGCAGAGGAGAGAGAAAGAAGAUGAAGGAGAGAGGGGGAAAGGGAGGACAGCCGUCGGUGGACGAACGUUACACUCAAUGGAAGUCUCUGGUCCCCGUUCUCUACGACUGGUUAGCCAACCACAACCUCGUCUGGCCUUCUCUUUCUUGCCGAUGGGGUCCACAGCUAGAACAAGCCACUUACAAGAAUCGCCAGCGUCUCUACCUUUCAGAACAGACUGAUGGUAGUGUUCCAAACACACUUGUCAUAGCAAAUUGUGAAGUUGUUAAACCUAGGGUUGCUGCUGCAGAGCACAUAUCACAGUUCAAUGAAGAGGCACGGUCUCCUUUCGUAAAGAAGUUCAAAACAAUUAUACAUCCUGGAGAGGUGAAUCGAAUCAGAGAGCUUCCACAGAACAGCAAGAUAGUGGCUACACAUACUGACAGUCCUGAUGUUCUCAUUUGGGAUGUUGAGGCUCAACCUAAUCGUCACGCUGUGUUGGGAGCUCAAGAUUCCCGUCCGGACCUGAUACUGACUGGGCAUCAGGACAAUGCAGAAUUCGCUCUUGCCAUGUGCCCUACUGAACCUUUUGUGCUCUCUGGAGGGAAAGACAAAUUGGUGGUUUUGUGGGGCAUUCAAGAUCACAUCUCCUCUUUGGCAUCAGAUCCAGUCUCUGCAAAGUCUCCAGGAUCUGGGGGUGCCAGCACAAAGAAUGCAGCAAAGGCUGGUGGGGGCACUGAUAAACCUGUAGACAGCCCUACUAUUGGACCACGAGGUACCUAUCAAGGGCAUGGAGAGACUGUUGAAGAUGUUCAGUUCUGCCCUUCAAGUGCACAGGAGUUCUGUAGCGUUGGUGAUGAUUCUUGCCUUAUACUAUGGGAUGCAAGAACGGGUUCUAGUCCAGUCCUCAAGGUUGAGAAAGCUCAUGAUGGUGACCUGCACUGUGUUGAUUGGAAUUCGCACGAUGUUAAUCUCAUUCUGACUGGGUCAGCGGAUACUUCUGUUCGUAUGUUUGACCGUCGAAACCUCACUUCUGGGGGAGGUGGAUCACCUGUUCAUAUAUUUAAUGGUCACAAUUCUGCUGUCCUUUGCGUUCAGUGGUCUCCAGACAAGUCAUCCGUCUUUGGAAGUUCAGCAGAGGAUGGCAUCUUGAACAUCUGGGAUCAUGAAAAGAUUGGCAAAAAGCAAGAUGGUCUUGGAACAAGAGUUCAAAAUUCUCCGCCAGGCUUAUUCUUCCGACAUGCUGGGCACAGGGAUAAGGUUGUUGAUUUUCAUUGGAAUUCAUGUGACCCAUGGACAAUUGUUAGCGUAUCUGAUGAUGGUGAAAGUACCGGUGGGGGUGGUACACUACAGAUAUGGCGGAUGAUUGACCUGAUUUACAGGCCAGAAGAAGAGGUCCUUGCCGAGCUAGACAAGUUCAAAUCUCACAUACUUAACUGUUCAUCUUGAUGUUCCUAAAAGAAAACUAAAAAGAACCAUCUGGUUACAUUGACUUCUGAACUAGUGAACAUUGUGAAGCUGAUAAGCAAUCCCUGAAAUAGUUGUAGAGGCUAACUUUUCAUGUUCUCUUUCAGAUUUGGUAUGGAUGUUUAAUCUCGGUGCACUGCUGUAUUAACAUAUGGCUAGCCUAGACAUUGGAAGAGAUACGUUAUCAUGAACCUUGGUUUCACUGUCUUUUAAGACUGCCUCCAUUGGAAGAGAUUCUGAAUUUUUGUGUUU